This is a messenger RNA of Gavialis gangeticus (Gharial), 16533 nucleotides long. RefSeq names its product KIAA1549 ortholog. The transcript has 22 exons. Lineage: Eukaryota; Metazoa; Chordata; Crocodylia; Gavialidae. The record is from RefSeq and is a predicted model, not a curated record. The coding region runs from base 284 to 6055 and encodes 1923 amino acids.
ACAACCCUUUGAUUUGAGGAUGAUCUCUGCCACAGCUCAUUGAUAGAUCUUGAGGUGACUUCAGAGUCCAAUCUUUGAGCCACACACCUGUCUACUGAAGUUGCGGGUCCUUCUGAAGGGGAAAGGAGGCUGACUAAAGGCUGCAAUUUCCUUCCCCCCGGCCUCUUGUCCUUCCUCCACUCCCUCUUCUCUGCUUCAAGGGCAAGAUGCUUUACUUUGAAACAGGCUGCUGGUUCCUCCCAACUCUUGAGAUGAUCUUUCCUUGGAGCGGCAAAACCUUUCCAUGUUCUCAGUGGGUCCUAAGCAACAGCAAAGCACAGUGGGCAGCGUGACACACAUGGCCUUAAACACUUCAGAACCCCAAGACAAUUUCCUCCACAUGGUUUUGCCAUCAAUCACUUCUCCCCUGGUCAUGACAUUAUCUGAUCAAGAAAGAACAGUCAAAGGUUCAGAAGGGAGAAGCAUACCAACGGUAGAUGUCUCAGUAACUAGCAGUGAGGCAUUCUUAAGUGACAAUGAAUUUGUUGGCUCGCUUUCAAAUGCACAGCGGACUUCUUCUCUACAGUCUAUUGCAACAGUGCAUGACUCGGAUAAUGUGGUAGAGCCACCAAGAGAAACGUUAGGAUCUGUACUGCUAACACCUUCGUUAUCAGUUUUUCCUUUACUGUAUGAUGUAUUGAAAACAACACCACAAAAGACAAGCUUAAGUGUUGUUUCUGGACAUAGUAACUCUCCCACACAGUUGAACUCUUUUACCCCAGAUCAUGAAAUUCUGACUCCAAACAGAGACUUACUUUUAUACCCCACAAAGACAGAUAUUUAUUUAAGUUCUUUUGCAUCAGAGGUUUUGGUGGCUCUGGAGAAAAAUGUAGAUGAAAGCUUGGCAUCUAUUUCACUGGCCUCGGUUUCUUUGCCUUUUGAUGCUGCAUCUGAAGGGUCAUCUGUUCUUAUGCAGCAAUUGGAUAAAGAUACCCAAGUUACCCCACAUGCUUUGGCAAAAAGUACUGGGCAGUACAUUAAAACUUAUUCUGGUGUGAAUAGCAGUGCAACAGAAACUUUGGAUCUAAGGACUUACCCUGUUGCAAGCAUUUCUAGUUCAAAACCGGUUUUGGCAACCAGCACGGAACCUGCUUUGUUUUUGACUAGUCUUCCAUUUGUGUCUUUCCCAGUUCAUUCAGAUGCUGUUUCCUCUGAUUCUGAUAGUUUUCUUAUUGAUGACUUGUUUACAAGUGCGUUUUCCCAUGAAUCCUCCAGUACAACACCAAAUAUGCCUGGCAGUUCAGAAAUACCCAGUCAAGUUGAGCCCUUCAGCGAGCUCAUAAGCCCAGUGCCUUUCAGUAGACCAUAUGCUUUGUGUUUGUACUGUGACUUGGCCUCAGUUCCAUCAGAACAGGGCUUUUCAGCAGAAAAUACAGAACAUGAUGUGGGUUCAGGUGAUUAUAUUGAAACGUUAUCAUUCACAGCCUCAGAGGUUAAAGUCAUUACUCCGUUUACCACAGUAAAAGCUGACCAGUAUGAACAAGAGGAAUCUGCUCCCGAAGUCUUUGAUACUAGUUUCCCAUCAAGGCCUGUUGUUUCAUUUUCCUCCAGAUUUAUAGAACUCUCUGAACCAAACUGGGUUUUUUCAAGCACUCUCAAUGUUGACCUUAAUGUAAUGCCUACAACAAUAUUUCCUUCAUACAGUCAGCUCUCAGAAGAAAUUUCAUUGGAUAUCACUUCUAUACAGUUCUCCUCUGUUACUGAAACUGUUACGUUAACAUCCAAUAUGACAGUAGAACCUUUUAGUAGCACCAGUGUUCUUCUUGAACCAGCUUUUACCGCAAAUGAGAGCAUCCCAUUAAUUACAAUCAAACCUACAAAUUUGCUGGUAUCACCUGAAUUUAUGCCAUCAGAAUCUGUAUUUUUGCUUGACAAAGCAUCUGCAAGUUUGUCAAUAGGUGAAUCAUCUGUAAAUAUGUCAGAUUUUUCAACCAUACUUCCGUCAACACCUUUUCUCUUUGAACUUAACAGCUCAUUAUUUUUUUCAUCAGCUGCAUCAAACUUUUACUCAAUAACGCCAAGUGAUUUAUCAACACUUUUACCUCAAAUUUUGCCUACACUGCUUGGAACAUCUCUACAUGUUAGUGAUCUCUCUAGUUGGGAUUCAAGUAAGCUGCCUGCUACCAACAGCAGAAGUGCAGAGUUUUCUCAGCUGUCUCCUUGGCAUACCUCAUAUUUUAAUUCAAAUACAUCUUCUGUUCCAGUCGUGCACAUUCCUGAAAUAACACCAUCAUUUAGUUUUCAUCCCGACUUUUCCAUGUCACUGGAAGCAACGUCAAUCUUGCAAAUGGAUUCUGAAGUGUUGUUUACCUCAACUUUCACAGAAGCUACCUCUCGGUUAGAGUCUUCGCUCUUCUCCCUUGAAUCAGUGGUUCCUACUCUGGUGCUCUCCAUGUCUGACUCUGAGUCUAUUGUCACCAGCAACAUCUUGAUUGAUGAAACACACUUGACCUCAUGGUUUACUACCAUUUGGAUAACUCCUGUCAUAAAUGUAUCUUAUGUAUCUUCCUCAUUUUUUUCAACUACUACAGCUUCAGAUGAGGAUAUUGGUGCUACUGUUAACCAUACAUUGCUUUUAACCUCUUAUUCUAAGGCCAUUGCUAAUACAGCGUAUUUUACAACUAAUCCAUAUAUGCUGACGUCAUAUGCAGAUGUUAGCAGCAUUACUGUUGCACCUACUGAGUCAAUUUCUGUGGUCACAUCAUUUGUCCCUACACAGUUGCCUCCAUCUGUGAACACUACCAUUGAAUUUGUCACUCCAGCAAGAACUACUUUACCUGGGGUUACCAAUAUAACAAGCUUGACUACUCCUGCAGCAACCACCAUCACUAGCACAGUUGACCAUAGUACAACUACUGAAAGCAGCUCAAGUGUUUCAUCCUCCUCCUCCUCCUCUACUGCAAUGGCCACUACUCCAUCUGAAACUAUAAGUUUAACAUCUGCCAUGACUGCCACCAGGCAACCAUAUGUGUGUGACAUCACUGUUCCUGACACUUACUUAGUCACAGCUGUGCUGGCCCGAAGAGCUAAUCUGGAAAAUGUCAGUGAAUCCAUCAGAGAAGUGCUGAGAGUUCAAUUCAGGCGAUCUGUAGAGCUGGAGGUUUAUAAGAUUUCCCCGCAGUUUUCUUUCUUGGUGACAUCAGGUCCUUUUGUUUACACGGCAAUAGCUGUCAUGAAUGUACUUAUGAACAGCAGCCUUCUUCGUGGUCAGGCACCCAUGGUCUUGUCCCUACGUCCUUCUUUCACUGUGCCAGAUUCCAGGUUCCAGGUUCACACAGUGCUUCAGUUUGUGCCUCGAAACAUUGAUAUUGGAUUCUGUAACUUCAGCCAGCAUAUUGAAAAAGGGUUGACCAUGGCAUUCAUGGAGGUGAAAAAACAUCGCAAGGAUAUUUACAACUUUACUGUGCAGAUAUUGAAUAUAACUCUGAACAGGCCUCGGAUGGCCUUUCGGCAGGGCCCUGUGAAUAUUGUCUUUGCUAUUCGAGAUGAUCAGAGUUUCUUAAAUGGGUCUGAAAUCAGUGAGCUGCUGAGGAAUCUGUCUGUGGUAGAGUUCAGUUUCUAUUUGGGCUUUCCUGUGCAACAAAUAGCUGAACCCUUUCAUUACCCUAAACUUAACGUGUCUCAGUUGAUGAAAUCUUCGUGGGUGAGAACAGUUCUCCUGGGUGUCAUCGACCAGCGAAUUCAGGAGGACGUGUUUCAGGCUGAGAUGGAGAGGAAACUGGCUCAGCUGCUGAAUGAAGCUUUGACCAGAGGGCGAAUAUGGAGGCGGGCCAGUUUUGUAGGGAGCAAUAUUGUGCAGAUUGUGAAUGUGUCGCGGUUAGAGGGUGCUGAUUUCCCUGUAGAGCUAGUCUACUUUGUGGAGGAUCAAGAUGGGGAGAGGCUUAGUGCUGUAAAAUGUUCAGACCUAAUCAACAGAGUCAACAUCCAGAGAGCUGCCAUCAUUCUCGGCUACCGGAUUCAAGGCACAGUUGCACAACCUGUGGAGAGAGUGAAGCAGUCAUCUUCCGAGUCACAGAACAACAGUCUGUGGAUUAUCGUUGGUGUGGCAGUUCCUGUGGCCGUGGUGCUGCUUAUCAUUAUUAUUUUGUACUGGAAGCUGUGCCGAACAGACAAGCUGGAGUUUCAGCCAGACACAAUGAGCAAUAUUCAGCAGCGACAGAAGCUACAAGCCCCCAGUGUGAAGGGCUUUGAUUUCGCUAAGCAGCACUUGGGCCAGCACAACAAAGAUGACAUCCUGAUCAUUCAUGAGCCUGCUCCUCUACCAGGGCCUAUUAAGGAUACUACCCCCUCUGAAAAUGGAGAUGUGGCAAGCCCUAAGUCAAAGACUUCUAAGCCUUCAAAGACCGUCCGACACAGAGGGAGAGUUUCACCAUCAGAUGCUGACUCCACAGCAAGUGAACAGUCCAGUGGGAGGGAGACAGGAGAAGAAAUUGUAAGACCAUCGGCCCCUGUCAAUGAAGUCAAAGCACGCAGAGCUCUGAAGAAUGGAGCAAACAGAGUUGGACCUCCUCAGACCAAUAGUGGAAAUGAGCAGCACUCCUCCGCCUCUAUCUUUGACCAUGUGGACAGGAUGUCACGCUCCUCAGAGGUCAGCAGGCGGGUUCCCAGCAAGAUCCAGUUGAUUGCUAUGCAGCCAAUGGCAGCACCUCCCAUUCAGAACUCGGCACUUUCUGACCGAGUAGCAGAGACCAACAAAAUUAAUAAAGAGAUACAGACAGCUCUGAGGCAUAAGUCUGAGAUUGAGCAUCACCGCAAUAAGAUUCGUCUUCGAGCCAAACGCAAAGGGCAUUAUGAAUUCCCAGUUGUGGAUGAUGUGGUUGUUGUUGAUUCCAAAGAGCAGCAUCGAAUUUACCGCAAGGCGCAGAUGCAGAUUGACAAGAUCUUGGAUCCUGGGGGCAACGUGCCUACUGUGUUUAUAGAACCCAGGAAGAGUUCACGGGCAAAACGUUCUCCCAAGCAACGUCGGAGGCAUCAGAUAAAUGGUAGUCCUAUCGAUGCUGAUAAGGACAGAUUAAUCACAACUGACAGUGAUGGGACAUACAAAAGGCCUCCAGGAGUUAAUAAUUCUGCAUAUAUUUCGGACCCUGACCUGCCAGCAGAACCACAGACAUCAUCUGUUGAUCUUGGGAAGUACCCAGGUUUGCUUCCCCACUCAGCAUCCCAAUACAUCCCUCCACAGCCAUCUAUUGAAGAAGCCCGGCAAACAAUGCACUCUCUUUUGGAUGAUGCUUUUGCCCUGGUGGCUCCUAGCAGCCAAGCAGCCACUUCCACUGCCGUCACACCACCUGGGGUCUCUGCUGGACAGCCAGUAAACAACGUUCCUGCUCGAGCAGGGAAGGGAACUUCAUGCACCCAAUGGGGCUCAUCAUAUGGUCCACCUCAGACAGCAAACAACCCAUUUAAUAGAUACCCAGAAUUUGGAAUGACUCCUCCGGCAGCACCAGGACUGAUGCAGAGCAGACAAAAUUUUGGCCCAGGCUUCCUUCAGUCUUCAGAGUUAAUGCACCCAGACCACCAACAGUCUGAUGCUCAGUAUUCUGCCAGAGGGGUAUACUCUGAAGAAACACCAUCAGUGGCACGACCACGGCCAGUUGGAAGCACUGCAGGUUCUCAGAUACAGCACCUCACUCAGGUGGGAAUUGCUAGCAGAAUCGGAGCUCAACCAGUGGAGGUGCCCUCAGGCAGAGCAGGGCAUGGCCAGCCUGGGGGAGCAGGGUGGCCCCAGUACCGUGGAGAAGAUGAAUUUGCUAGGCGAGAUGCAACACAUAUGCAUGGACAUCAGGAAUAUUCCUCCUCACCAGUAUUCCAGAUGCCAAGGACUUCAGUCAGACAGCCCUCAGCCCCACCUGCGCAGCUUCCACACAGCACUCUUCAGGGGCAGGGGCUCUGCUACACCACCAGUUCCACUGAGGACCUCCAGCCAGGACACUCUUCUGCAUCUCUCAUAAAAGCAAUUAGAGAGGAGCUUCUACGCCUCUCUCAGAAACAGACAGCAGUGCAGAACUUCCACAGCUGAUUUGUCAUUCUCUUGCAAAUCUGCCGGUCAUGUGCUUCCUAUGGAAGCAAAACUCGAACCAAAACCAACAACACAGUUCUUCUGUCAUUAGAGUGAACUUCUACAACUCCAGAGAGAACACCUCAGAAAAAAAGCAGCAGCAGGAGGAGAGUGAGAGAAAAGCAUUUGGGGAGAGAUGGGGAGUCCACAAGCGGUCUUUUCACAGCUGGCUCUUUUAAUGUAUUAGCAUUAUUAUGUCCACUUUAGUUUGAUUUAACAAUAAAGGUAUAGGUCAAAAUCUAAUACUUAAAUAAAUAAAACCUCCAAGGUUUAACAGAACAUGAGACUCCUUGUUUAAGGAAGAAGGUAAAUGGUAAAUGGUUGCAUGUUACCAGCAGGAUUGGACGGAGUGGACAUUUCGUAAGAGAUGACAAGAAUUCCAGCCUCUGCAGCAAUUCAGAGGGAUGCGGUAUGUGUUGCUUGCUUGGCAAGAUGGCAAGUUAUAUGCGACUGGAGAUGAUGAAGGUGUGAUCCCACAGUAGGAAAUCACCUUAAUAACAAUACCAAUAAGACAACUUAGAAAAAAGGAUUUUUGAGCAAACCCGAACAAUAACUAUUAGAGCUCCUAUGCUUCUAAAUGGAGCUUACGCUCUGCACUCUUCCUUGUUUUACUUCUGGUGCUGAUGCUUCAAGUGUCCCUUCAUCUUACUGUUUGCAAAGUGAAACAAUGGCCUUGUUUACCCAAGAAUAAAUCCAUGGACUCAUUCAGGCUGGGGAAGUAAAGCAUCCCAAAUGAAAAGGCUUGGUAUUUAUUUUGUUAAACGUACUGAAAUCUAAAUGAGAAUUCUUAAUUGCAUUGAAUUUUGGAGCAGAUGUAUGUAUGUCUGUCUUUUAAAAACAAAUGCUUUCACAGGACCAAGGAUAAAAUCUACUAGUCUGUGGUUUGCUACGUGGACAAAAGCAAGCCAGCCUAGUUAAUACAGGGUCACCAGCACUAAGUUAUACAUUUGUAUCACAAAUCACCUCUUACAUUUCAUUCUGAAUUGCACUUAGUGAAACUGAGCCCUGCAAAAGAUGAAGCUUGGGGUAAAACUAUUUAGAGUCUCUACAUAGGUUCAAUUUUCUUGUUUGAGACAGUGGAGAAAGGAGCCAUGGUAUUGAUGGUACAUGUCAUGGAGUAUCUGUUGUCAUUUUUCUAGAGUUUAAUUUAUCAUUAAUAAUGAGAUUACUAAUAUUUGGCCAUUGCAUAGUUGUAACCAGCAUAAUAUAAGUGAAAAUUCAAAGUAAAUUUUGCUUUGUUGGAGUAUGUUUAUUUUUAAUCUACGCUGAAGUAAAGCUACAACCGUGGCAGGGAGACGGUGUAAAUUAACAUUUGUGAGGAAGAUUAGGAGCCUCACUUUGGGACAUGACGCAAGGAGCUGGGAUUUUCAAACACUGGACCUGAUGCCAGCAACAAAUGAUCUGACGACUUAUGGUCCAGCAAGGUGGUCAUGCCACGGAGGUGACUGGCAUAUAGUUGAACCUUUCUCACAGAAACCUUGCUUGGUCUGAACCAGUUUUGGGACAGUAGUAAGGUACCUGUGAGGCUACAUGAUGAUUUGAUCUCAGUUAUGAGGCAUAAUUCAUCUCUUGAAUGGGUGAAACUGGAACUAAAAGAGCCAUUACAGGGAUCCUCAUUACUACUUUCCAAAAUAUGUGCUAAUGUAGCUCCUUGGCAAACCACCUGAAACAGGCAGGUGGGGAGUGAGCAACCAGUUGAACACUAACAUUGGGAAUGAUCUGAUUCCUUUUCCAGGGAUUAGGAGAAAUGUUACACCUUUGACCCAAGUUUUUUGCACGCACGCACGCUGGCCAGAAGGGCCCCCAGGUUACUAGAUUUUGAAUGCUUUUCAAGUUUUGCCUUUUGACUUGGUGCACAACAUAUAUCAUAGCUGAUGCAAACACAGGCUGCUUUGAUGCUUGAAAGAUGAACUUCCGUGGUGAAUCAGACUUGAAAACUGAGCUUUUAUAGAAUGAAUUGAUUUGGUCAUUAUUUAUGAGAUUCUCAAGAACUGUUCUUGAGCAGUUUCAAAAAAGAUUCCUUUUCUUGCAGCAAAGUCAGCAACCUAUGCUUGUGACCCCAGCCUUUCAUUGCUGUCAGUACUGGAGCGCAUUAUGUUUUGACUCCAGACAAAUGUGGGCUGCUAGGAUGCAAUAUCAUUAUCAGAUAGAAACAGCCAUAACCAACAAGCGUAGGUUAGGAUGAGGGGAAACUCUGAAAUGGUUGAGAGAGGAAGUGGUUAUGCCAUAAUCCUACUGCUCAGAUUUGCCAGGGAAGACAAUGUUGGCAUAUAACGUCUUUUUUUUUUUUUUAAGAGGUAGGAGAAUCACCUUUUUUCCUACUUUGAGUAUGGUAAAUAACUUGUGAUAAUAAAUAGAUUUAAGUAAGUCUGAUCAGGGUUUUUUUUCCCUAAAAUAAAAGUAGUCCCACUUUAAGAUCUGAGGAGUUCAUUGGAAAAUGCAAUAGGCACAAAUGCACUUGUUUUGCAGCUACAGCUCACUUUUUCAAACCUUCUAAAAUAAUCCUUGCUAUAUUGCCUUUUAUCUCAUCUGUCAUUUGAAACCCUCUGCAUAAUACUUUCCUCCUUAAGAAUGGCCUUAACAAGAAGGGUGCCCUAUUUAAUUUCUGCAACUGGUGCAUAAUUGAACAGGCAGGUUGUAUGCAUAUGGCGUGACUGCUCUGUGAAGCUUGUACCAAGAUAUGCAUUGUCCGCUUUAGAAACCAGGAAAAUGGUCCAGUUUGCCUAACAUUCGUGAUUACCAGCUAACCCUUUAUUAAUCUGGUAUGAAAGAAGUUAAAUUAAAAGCUUCUCUUAAUGAAUCUCACCAGCAAUCGUAGAUACCGAGCAGGAGAUGCCUAGGUUAGAAAAGGAAAAUUCCUGCAAAAUGGUUCUCUGGUUCUGAAGCAUUUCUGUAAGAGUGGGUUUGGCUGGUUGGUGUCUGGUCCUCCUGACCAUUGCAGGGAAUCCUUUAAAGCGCAGCUAAAGGCAGAAAAGGGACAAACAAUUCUUGUUCAGUACAUCUGCUCUUCCUGUGUGUUCAGUCAGACUUUUUCUGAUGUUUUCUGGCCACUUUUUAUUCUCAAUCCUGUGAAACCAAUGUAGCUCCAGCAGAAUGAGCUGAAUGUUAUUGAUGCUCAUACAUCAGCUGUAUUAUUAACUACAUUCCAGUUGUUGGUUCAUUUUCUGUGCCCUGUCAGACACCUGAGCAACUCCAUUGAAAACCACCGAGUUGCAUAGGCAUGCCUGAGGGGAAUUUGGCUGACAUUCUUUAUUACUGGUCAUGAGGCCAGAAAACAUCCCAUUUGACUUGCAUCUCCCCGUAUGAGCUUACUGGUAUGUGGAAUUAACUGAGGUGCAAGAAUAUGUCAGUCUUUUUAAAGAAUCACUUUCCAGAACAGAAACAGAAUUCCAUGAACUCUGUUGAAGCCUAAUCGACAGGAAAGUGACUUUAAUAGACCUACUUAUUCUUGCUGUCUUUUUCACAUGGAUAGCACACAUUUCUCUUAGAAUGGCUAAGCCUAUCUCAUUGUGAAUAGUUCUUCCUGAUAACUGGAGGGUGAUUUAAUUUAGAGUACAUCUCCUUAUUGCUUUGAUCAGAGUUAAGUGUUGGCCUGUUAGGAGUGGGGAAAUGUUUAAACAUUUAUUCUCAGGUUAUAACUCUAUAGAUAUUUGAUGUGGCUGUUAUGGUUUCACAUUAUUUUAGCCUUGCUAUUGCUAUAGACGUAUACAGCAAGCUUUAGUGAAUUAAGAAUGGGGGAGAGAUUGGGCACAGCAAUUUGUAUUGUCUAGGAUUUCCUGUUGGAUGCCAAUAACAGCAGUACUCCUGGAAUAGUACUGCCGUGUCAAGAUCCCAUAGUCACUUCCUUAAGGAUUGUCCUGUGGGUUUUAGGCAUCUCAGAAUUGGCUUCUCUACCAUGCUAUAUUUAUCUGAGAUGUGUUUUUUGAUGCAUAUCUUUUGAAAGCAAUAGUUAGAACUGCACUACUUGCCCUACAAUGCAAACUUGUAAACUGAUAUGCAAAACAAAAUGUCAUUAUAUUCAGCAAUACAUUAACCUCCUGCACCUGAAAACUACACUAAAGUGAAAUUUGGAAAUUACUUAGCAUUUGAAGCUGGAGCACAGCAGACAGUUGUAAAUUAAGACACCCUUAAUGAAGCUUAGCAUUGUUAUUAAACGUUGCAUUGGUUGAAAGAUUAUCUACUGUGGGUGACUCAGGCACAGAAGUAGUGUUGCAAAUGAAUGCAUGAAUUUGUUACUGGAGGUCUUAAACCCAUGUGACUCUGGGUAAAAUGCCAGAUCAUUGGUAUUGUAAAUCCAGAUGUGUACACAUGGAGUGUAUUUUGAUGAAGCUUCUGACAUGUUAGACAUUUUUAAAUCAAUUUAGAGAUGGGGAAUGAGUUUGUUCCUUGCAGUAAUGUUUUCAUCUCUGAAAUGCAAGUUGGGAGACUUUAAGCAGUAUGCUGCCAUCAUUCACAAUAGAAACUGAACAAUUCUCUGUUCAGUGGAAACUAUAGGAGAAUAUGGGUUUUUUAGCUAGGCAGAAUCUACUUCACUGAUCUGAAACUGAGCCAAGGCAUUGUGCCUAACAUUUUUGCACUUGUGGCCACUAAAAAUCCUACUACAUCUUUUAUAAGUGCUUAAGGAUACAGUACAACUUCAUUAUAACACAGUCUGUAAGAGUUUUAACAAUCAGAACAGCUGGAAUUGGUUAGUUUCAAUAUUAUGAUGUAGUGACUUGUACUGACUCUAGUAUAGCAAACACCCUCCUUAUUUUUUUUCCUGGUCCCGGGUGGGGCGGUGGUAUUACUGUAAUGAGACUGUAUUGUUUGGAUUUGCCUCCUCCAAAAGAGAGCCCUUCCUCCACAAUACUUCAGUUUAGACUGGAGGUGAAGCAUUCUUCGGUGACAUUUCAGAAACACUCUGUGUUGGCUUAAGUCUGCCUCUCAAAGCCAUUGGCAUUUUUACUGGUAUAAAUGAUUACACAAACCACAGACGAUGGAUGAUCAGGCCUUGUGGCUCACUCUCAAUAGGCAAAUUAUUCAACUGUAAUUACUCAUUAACCAGAAGAGAGUACGGGGGAAACUGCAGCAGUGUUCAGCUUAUUCUGUCACAUCAUCAAGGAAGGAUUCAGAAGAAAGGAAUGUUUCUGAUGGGAGAGACCAUUGAGUCAUGUCAUACUAAAACAUUUAAAUGAAAUCCCUACCAUUUGAUCCCCCAGCACUUUCCUGGGGGAAAAAAAGAUGGUGAUACAUUUGUUAAAAUGGUUUGUCAUGGGAGUUUAUAAACAUUAACAAAGGAAAAGGAAAUGUACUGGCUUUCACAUUGGUUUAAGCUAAGGUUGUCUAUUUGCUGAUGUACAGAAUGCUUUCCUAAUGUAUCUUAGGAGCUACUGGGUUAUAGGUUGUUACCUCAGUAGCACCCUUUAAGUCUGAGGUUCUUCACUUAGGGCUUGUCCACAUGUGGACACUUGAAUACGUGGAUGUAAAUUAACUUUUAAAAAGGGAUUUAAUUUUUGCUUUACUUUGGAAUUGAACUAAGCCAAAUUGACCUGAGGCCACGCUAAUUCUGAAGAAGAGUGCUCAUGGCAAUGUUUAAUUUGAAUCCACUUUGUAUUUACAGUUUUAAUUCAUUCUGAUUAACUUUCCUGAGUGCCCCAUGUGUUCACAAGCUCUUCAAAUGGACAAUGUCUUGAGGGGUAGAGAGAGAGCAGAUUCACCUUGUUGACUCUAACAUACCCCGUUGCAUGGGCCUACUUCCCUUCCCUUCCGUUACUAUCUGACACCCCUGUCAGGAGCAAAUAACCUGUUUGUUGCAGCUUCCUUGCUAAAAGGCCACUCACUGCAAUACCAGUGGUCCAUAAGAUCAAAGUUUUGAAACCACUGUGCUGUUACAUGGUGGUGGCAGAUAACACAACCAGCUCAGAAAGGGACUGGAUAAAUUCAAGGAUAAUGGAUCUACUAAUGUCUAUUGAACAGAACGGUUGGAGAUGUUUCCUUUGGUGUCUCUAAAUCUAUAGGAUGCCAGGGAAGGUAUUGAAUAGGAGACAGAUAACUUCAGAGAGAUCCAGUUCCAUGCUUUCCCUGUACACCAUCCACUUCUGCCCCAUCUGGUCAGGAUACUAAGUUAGAUGGACCAUUGGUUUUACCCAGUGUGGCACGUCUUACAUUGUUAUGUAAUUGAGAGAGGCCAUUACUGUAACGCUUGAUUUUAUUUUAGAUGAAGAAUGAGGAAGUGCCAGUGGCACAAGCAGGUUAUCAUAAAAAAUGAGAAUAGAGGAUAGAACUAGAAUAGGAAGUGGAGACGUCUAAGAAGGAACGAAAGCUAGGGAGUAAUCAAUAUAGCAUAUCUUCCUCUAGGAAGUAAAAAAUGGGAAGUGUGUUGUAGUUUUGAAUUGUAACAGGAAAUACGGGAUGCAGGUAAGGAGUGUCAUAGUAUAGAAUGCCACGUAAGCAGGAAAUGUUGAAAGUGAAGGGAGUUGAAAGACUGCAGUGCAGAGAUACGAAAAAUGUUUUAAAAAUAAAGUAAUUGUGGACCUUAGAAACAGAAGAAAGAGCCAGGCUUGGCAAGGCAGGCUUUUAUGUAGGAUGAUCUAUAUGUUUAAAAAAUAUAUAUGUAUUUUAAUAAUUAGUAGUUACUAGGGCAUUUCCCAUGUUUAAAAUGCUGUGCAAACUUUCACUAAUGAAUAUGGAAGUGCUAAAUGGAUAUUAGGAAGGUAAGAAAUGGAGCAGGGAACAAAGUGAGGAACAAGAUGAGGAAAUAGAUUUGCAUAGAAGACGCGACUAUAAUUUCCCAAAUAUGUCUAGGCAAACUAUGCUUAAAUAAUUGUAUUCUGUUUUAGGAAGAUGUAAUGUUGCAGUAAUGUGUAAAAAGUCUGCUCGAGUCCAAGAUCUCCCUGAUUUCAGCAGUGUCUUCAUUUGGAGAAGUGAAGUUCAUGUGACACCUGCUAAGUGGAGGAUUUUGGUGGCUAAUACAACUAAUGCAGUGGUCUGUUGCUAAUUAUAUUUACACUCCCACUAUAUAUUCCAUGAGUGGGAGAUGCUUGCAUAGGGGACAGAUGAUUGUGUCGCUGAUGUUGGCAGAUGAAGAAAUUAGCAGUUCCCGGAGAUGAGGAGAGGACAGUGGUGUAAGAUUUGGGCAGUGAAGCAAACUUUAUGCGUCAUGGGAUCCAGACUCUCUUUGCUUCUGUCCUUCCUCCUUUGUGUAUGAGGUGGCUUUGUUUCUUGAAAUUAAAUUUUUGUUUCCUGUUCCAGUAAACUGCCCCCAUCCCCCUAUUGUUUGCCAUUUUACCUGACAAAAUUGCCCAUUUCUUUUUAAAUAAUUGGCAAUGAAAUACUGCCAUUUAAUUUCCAAUAUUUAGGUUUCAAAGGUACCGUCAUGAUCAUUAAAAGGUGGUUUAUGCUUACAGCAUUUGUUUCAAAUUGUUUGCAGAUUUAGGAAGAUAGUGCUCAGUUCAUGUCUGGGAGAUUUUUUUUCAGGGUUCAUAUUGGAAACGCAUUGAAUCACAAGAGUACAUGGGUGUGGAGCAUAAGGUUCAGAGCAUAAUGGCUGUUGCCUCGUAUGAAUGGCUGAUAUUAAAUAUCUUGAUUUUAUUUAAUGAUAGCACUUUCAUGAAACCUUAAGAUUUAACUUCUGUGGUUUUAAUGAAACUCUUAAUAUCCCAGUACAGAUAAUCUUUUCCCACAAAGUUAACCUCUGUCUUCACAGCUUAUGUUCUCAUGUAGGGGCUUGCCGAUUUUCAUCCCUCUGUUGAUUCUGUAAAAUGCAAUCAUUGUGAAGUGCAAUGACUUAAUAUGUAGCUUAUUCAGGAAAGCCCUAAGGAAUAUCCCCUUGAUAGAAGCAGCAAGCGAGUAAUGUAAUUACUAGAGCAAUGGUACCUAGAAAGAUGAAGCGUCAUGCAUCAAGUGCUAAUCAAUUCAAUCUUGAGUUACAGACUUGAAGAAAAACACUGCUCUGAUACAGUUUGUUUGAUCUGAGAGCAAAUUAAUGUAGUUACCAUGGAAUCAUGCUGCUGCCUGUACCUAUGUUUCCCAGUGGUACUUCUUGGUGUGAGAAGGGAUGAUCACUUGCAUGCUUCCUGCUGCUUUUUUCAUCUAUUCCAAUUUCUAGGCUAGCAACUUUACUGGAUGUUACCUUCCCCUUUCUUUAGGUACAAUAUAAUUCCGUGCCUGGAAUUUAGCAACUUUAUGCACCAGUCAAAACAAACGCAAGUAAACCUGCUGGCUGGACCAGCAGGAUUCACGCUGGGGUUUUUCAACUGUCCUUACCUUUUUAACCAUCCCGAAUUCUGCCAUUUUUGCCUUUCUUUGUCCUGGUGGCCAGUACCAAAAGUUACUGAUGGUAAUGACUGGCCAGUCAUCCAGUCCAUCUUCUUGCCCAUGUAGGGUUGUUUUGUACAAGUGCAAUAAUACUCCAGUGCAUUGACUAGUCAAGUACUACAUGAAUGGAUCAUUAAAGUUUGCAUCACUACCCUUAUGAGGACAGUUCAGUUUAAUGGACCAUGUGAUCAGUUUGUAUUGAUUUUUUGCAUGCUUUGUCUUAAACUUUUGAAAACUUAAAACAUCUUGAACCAUCCUAUAGCACUAUCCACUAUGUACUUGCCUAGAAUGAAGCUUCAUACAGAUUAAAAAAUGAAACUUACACAGUAAUUAAUCAAACCUGACCUGUUGGUUUCAGGUUUUACCAUGGAAUUGAGGUUGGUGGGCUUACUAAACUGGACAGCACUAACUAAAAGCUGGGCUGGAUCUUCAAUCUGUGUAAAUCAUUAUAGCUCCAUUAAAGUUACUGGAAUUAUGCUCACUUGAAUCACUGGGGGGGAUCUGGUGGGAUAUAUUUGUUAUUAAUGGCCUUGUUGCAACUGACUAAAAGCCUCAGUUUUCCAUAAAGAGUACAUUUAUCAAAAGUGCUCUACUACAGAGUUGUCUUUUAUCAUAAAAAUGAAAACUUGAACACUUUUUUGUAUGCAUCUUUAAAUUAGAAACCCUUCAUUGUGAUUUUAUUGGUUAUAAAGCUUUUUUUUUUUUUUUUACUAGCCCCGCAACACAAAUUGGAUUGCCAUCUGAUUUUCAACUUUAUAAAUUACUUUAGCAAGUGUGACUUCAUACAAAAAAUAUCUUUUUGGUUGUGCUUGGCUAUCAUACACUGCUGUGCAUCAGCUAUGAUAUGCUCUGCUGUGCAUACAAGAGCUUAUCAGUAAGGUUUCUAUUCACCGUCGUAUUAUUUUUAUUGUCUUCUGAAUACAAUCUUUCAUUUUGCAUUUUCUGCAACUGUGGUCCACCUUCUGAAGUCCCAUUACUGGAAAACCAGCUGGCUAGUCCUCUUUUUUGCAUGUCAGUUAAGUUAUUACAAACCCAAUUGCUAAAAAUGACAUGUAUUAUCGGUGCAAAAUACAACAUAUACCUCAGUGACUUCCUCUGUUUUAUAGAAGUGUUUUAAUUGCACUGUAAUUUUAUUAUAUCCAAAUAGGACAGAAGCCCAGAAGCUAUUUGAAUACCACCACAUCUUUUAAGAACCCCAGAGCAUGUUGAGUGUAGUAUUAUAUGCAGGACUACAUUUUCAUUAAGGAUCUGUCCCAAAACACUUUUAAUCUGUGGAAUGACUUCAAUAGAAAAAGGCUAUGGAUCAGGUCUGAAAUAGGCAUAUAAAAAGCAUAUGCUUUGCUGUAUAGAGGUUUCUUAGCAAUGCCCAAUAUUAAGGGGUCAAUACACCUUGCAAACAAAGCCUUUUGCACUAGAUCAUAAGUUUACAGAUGAAUGGAGUAUGGCAUUUGUCUAUUUUACAGCAAAAAUUCUUGGAGAUAUCAGCUUUAUAAACAUAAUUCAGAUCCAUGCUUUAUUAAGAUUAGCCUCUUGCCCCAAGCCAACAGUGUAUAAAGUACAUUUGUAGUGGGAAAUUGUGCUGUACCAAAAGCUAUGAUUUUUUCUCCCAGUUAGCCAUGGAAAUACAGAGAUAUCCCACCAUUAGUUGCAUAUAAUCCCAGAUCCCAAGGUCACUGAUCCAUUCUGACCUGGAGAAAAUUUUUUGUAAAAUUCAUUACCUAUGGGAAGAGUUCUGCAGAAGGUGAACACAAAGGUAAUAUGUGGAGUGUUUCACAAUGUAAAUGCCACAUUACUGUCAGACCGAUACACACAUUCCAUUAUUAAAAUAAUCAACCAGGAUAAACAAUGAUAUUCUAGAUAUAGCUAUAAGAUUUGUGGUCCAUCAGUAACUGCAGUUGUUAACAGUCAGCUCACCAUUUUCAGUCAAUGAAAAAGAAAUCCUUUGUUUCUGUAAGUUUGUAAAUAUACAAGUUUAUAUAUUUUUUGUGGAAAUGAGUAGUUGGCGGGUCCAACACCAAGGUUUGUCUUGUGAAUGUUACUUUUGAUUUAAUUACUGCAUGUUGAAAUGUUGAGUUUUUCCUGAUGAGCAUUGUUUUGUGAUUGUUUACUACUGGUAUUACUGUGCAUGUAAAAAAAAAAAAAAA